GGUGAAGCGAGGCGCGACGGCGGUUCGCUCAGCCGGCAGCGAGCGGGGCGGCGUCGCGGUGAGGGGAGACACUGCCGCUGCAGGCAACCAAGCAGAUUUCAGGGUCCAAAGAGAAAUGCAGAGGAGCACUUCCAGGCAUACUUUGAAAGAGAACCGUCCUCCACCUUGGGUGGAGUGCUACAAAUCCUUCAGGAGAGCAGACAACUACAAUGCAGUUCACUGAACAACUUCUCAGACCCGACAUUUAUGAAAGAUUACAUGGAGGCCUUCACACUUACCGCAUCAGUAACAUUUUUGACUGGCAUCAUUCAGAAUCUAUUUCAUUGCAUCCUGGCUCUCCCAAAGGCUAAUGCAACCAGCAUACUGCUAUUUUUGCUCAGCGUGGCCACACUACAACUCAGUACAUCUAUCGUGAUAACUUAUAAACAUAUUCCUAUUGCAUUUCCUAUGGAACUUCUCUUGAUUAUCAGAGUCACCAUUAUUUCUAACCGCAUUCAUCUGCAUGCUGAAUCUAGUAGUGCUGUGAUCAGUAUGAUUCCUCAGAGGUUUCUGCCUCCUACACCACCAGAUUUAUCAAACCUGAGCAAGCUCAUACUGCAUGCCUUCUCCCUUGCUAUUGUAAGCUAUUUCCUUCUUGUUUUUGUUGGGGAGAAGUACGCUUCACUUCACAACUACAAUAUUGCCAGCAAUCAGGAGCUAAUAGCUGUGGGGCUAUGCAAUAUUUGCAGCUCAUUUUUCAAAAGCUUUGUUGUCAGCUGUGCUAUUUCUGAAACCAUCAUUCGAGAGAAGACAGGUGGAAGAACACAGGUUAUUUGGCUUGUAACUUUUGCUGCAGUGGUUUGUUUUGGUCUUGAUGUCGGUUUAGUGAUCGCCAUGGGAUUUACCUUCUUCAUAAUCACCGUUAGAUCACACAGAAGGAAGAUGAUGGUGCUGGGACAGAUUCCAAACAUGAAUAUUUAUAGAAGUUUAUCCGUCUACAGAGCCGUAAGGGAGAUUGAAGGUAUCAAAAUCUUCCAAUGUUGUUCUUCCAUCUCUUUCGCAAACAUGAAUCACUUCAAAACCUAUUUGUUACACAAGACGGACAUGAAAGCAGUGCCUCUAGAUGAAAGUGAAGGGAGGGCUGGAGUGGAAAGAAAAGACCUUAAAUGCUCUUGCGUCUGUCAUCCAGUUCUACCACCACCUAGGAUCAGCUUUAAAAGUGGAAGUAGCAAGUCCGAGUCCGGUAUCACAGGCCAUUUUAAAGUGUGGAAGAGUAAGAUACCAUGUAGAGAGAAGCUGGUGAAGCGAUGUCACGCAGACAGCAAUUCCUCUUCAGUUAAUCUGGUACAUUGGUCAAAGUAUGGAGACAAACUCAGCUCUAGGACACUGUUGAUGGGAGCAGCCAAUGCACAGUGUACGUCCCCAGGCUGUAACAGGACACUUAGGACUGAAAAGAACGAGGAUGAAAGGCGAAGAGGCGGCCGUUCACCAGGCUCUGCAACAGAUAAUUCCUCAGUACAGUUACAUCAGGCAGAACAGCCAAGGCAUUUGCCGUGCCCAGUUCACACCAUUAUUUUAGACUUCAGCAUGGUGCAGUUUGUGGAUUUGAUAGGUUCCGAGUUACUGCAACAGAUCAUACAUAUGUUUCACAAUAUUGGCCUUACAGUCCUUAUAGCUGGCUGUCACUUCUCUGUGAUAGCAGACUUUGAGAAGAGUGAUUUCUUUGACAGCUGCAUCACCAAAGAAAGGUUCUUUCUAACCCUUCAUGAUGCUGUGCUGGCUGCUUUGGACAAGCAUCAAAAGCCAGAUGAGCUAGGACCUACUGCAAAAGAGUUUGCUCAAGAAGCACUAGCUGAACAGCAGAAGGAACAAAGUUUGCUCUUAAAGAAUAAAGCUUUUUUCUUUGCAAAGAACUCUGACAACAAACUUCUGCUUGAAGAGCCAGUAUCAGAUAUCUCAUGUUCAGCCCAGAAUAAAGCAGAGCCAAGCUCUCUCCAGCAGUAUGAUACUCCACCCCUUCAAUCGGAUUUCCAGGACCCAGGCUGGGGGAAGACAUGGAAGUAUACAAGGAAUCCCUGAACUGCAACUGUUGGGGAACUGGGAUUUCAGUAGAGAGGAGAAAGGUACAGUUAAGCAACAGUUCUAGCAAUUCUUAAUCAGCCUUUGAUCCUCUUUUUAUUUUUUCUGUUCCAGAGUUCUUAAAAUAGCCUGACUAAUGCCUCCAGUAAUUCUGUUGUUCUAAACAAAAAGCAACAUUUAUGUUACUGCUUUCAAUUCAAACAGAUAUGCUACCCAGCAAUGCCAAAAGCAGGGAAAUUUCAAUGUGUAAUUCCUAGGUUUGUAGCUAAUUCUAGCAAAUUAUUUGCGCUUGUUUUCUGAAAUUCUGUAGAAGUUGAAAUGUCCUAAAUUAGCACUUCUUAUUUAUUUAUUGCUUGCUAGUAAGUAAAAUCAAUCUGCCAUAUUUCAAGAGAUUGCAUGCAGGCAGUUUCAUUAUUUUUAGAUGUAUUUAGAAUGAUGUGAAGCUUCAAAGAAAAAUUUUAUUAUUAUUCUUCAACACUGUGCUGAAGUUGAUAUUAUCUGCACUAACAUAACAUGGUGUCCGUCCACUAUUUCUUCCUCAGUCCCCUUCUAAUCCACCAGAACUAAAUUGCAGUAAACAAUAGAAUAUUUUUUUCUUGGUUUUAUAGUCCUUUAUUGAAGUAGUGAAGAGUGGAGGAAAGUAAUCACUUCGUUCUGAAAAGGCAGGAGAAUUGUAGUCUUAGAUACAGUUAGCACUUGAGGGGAAAAAAAUCAGCUUAGUUAUAUUUUCUGUAGAUCAGCCAUAGAGUUCGAUGCAGUAAUACCAGGACAGAGGUGUGAGCUGGGUUUCCACUGAAAGCAGAAGCAUUUCACUAUAGCAGCAAUGCACAUUACAAGGCUUCACCGUGACCUCGUCUGGGGGACGAUCCUGUAGCACAAAUUCCCUAGUGUGAAGAGCUGCAGGUGAAUUGACUUCAGAUGAGUGGCCAGCACUGUGUGUACAUGCACCAUUCCGACCAUGUUUUGGGGCAAAGCCUGGAUGUGAAUGGUGGAUCCUUUGUGCACGGAUCCUGUGCUCUGGGCUAAAUUCGUUAACGUGGAGAGCUCUAACUUUUGCUGCUGGGCAUUGUGUGGUUUCUGAAUGUGCAGUAACAGCAAGGUGGCUCCUCUGAAUUCUGCUGCUCCUGGCUGCUAAAUUUAAGCAAUGAUAAGAUGGCUAAUAGGAAUAUUAAUAUUAAACUAUCUGUAAUGUAUUCCAGUGAGUUCCUCUAAGGUUUUUUUUCAACUUUUCCAUUUAAAUUCAUAUUGCUUCCAAGCAGUUUCUAGAGGGAAGCCACAGUACCACGUCUGUAAACUGCAAUGGUAAAGGAUUUUAGUGAACAUUACUGUGUGGAGUUGCUUACUGUAGAGGAAACUGAGUCCUGGAACCCUCAUACCUUUUGGAUUGGAAGACAGGAAAAACUGAAAGCUGAAAUGGUAUUGAGUAAUUCUCAAACCACAUAUGCUUCCCUACAUUGUUUUGGACAGUGGCUUCACGCCAAGCUCCUCUCAGCUCUGUUCAAAACAGUAAUACAAAACCCAUGAAAAGCAUAGCCCUGAUUUCCAGGUUCUGUUGGCUCUCCUACAGCAGCCUUGAUUUAAGACGAAAUGGCAUUCCUAGCUGUUGGCACCAUCGAAAGUCUCCAUUGCAAACUUAAAAAGUUUUGGUUUUUUCUUUUUGCUUGUUCAGCCAAGUUCCAAAUCUUUCCUUCCUACCCCCACGACUCUGCAAAGUUGAGCACCAGGGGACAACUCAGACGUCAGUAUGUUAGCAUUCAAAUUAUGGGUAUUCAUGUUGCAAAACAAAUAUCUCACUGAGAGGAAGUCCAGAAAAUCCUGAUCUUUUUCCCUCACAGCUGUGCGGUACCGUAACUCUGCUCCCGCAUAAGUACACAAGGCUUCUGUGUUUAGCCGAGCGCAAACCCCUGGACACAAGCUGUGAAGUGACAAAGCACGUACUUUAUGGCCAAGGACUCCACCUAUACCUCUAAAAAACCACAGAAGUCACAGAGUUCAAAGGCCUGCCUGUAAUCAUGGGGUUGUAGGCAGCUUGACGUUCUCACCUGACCUAGUUGCAACAACUACAGUUGUUUUGUGCACACAGCAACUUUUUAAUGUCCUUCCUGGCUACUGUGAUGGCACAGGGUUUUCCUAGCAAGGCACGCAUGCUGCAGAAGCCCAGGCAGCUCUCCCACUGCAUUAAGAGGACAAAGAUGCCCAAACAUACAUUAUCAUUGCAGACGGUACAAAUUUGUCUUAUUAACGUACUUGCCUGGUGCAGAAAUGGGUGCAGAAGAUAUAAAGCAGCUGAGGAACCUCGGGAGUCACACAGAGCGUGGCAGCAGCACUUCUUGGGGCCACGCUCUGCGGUGUGUCACCCUAUGCAGGAAGCUGGGAGGAAGGACCAGAUAAACCAGUUAGGUGUGGGCAUCAUCGUUUGGGGGCAUUUAUUCUGCUUUAAAAAAAAGCCAUUAGUGGCAGGCUGGUUGUGGAGAGGUGAGUGUAUCACAAACCUCGGGAGAGCCAACUGCACGAGUCAUUUUUUACAAAUACAGGACGACAGACAGGCUACCUAGGAACAGAUUUCAGUAGCUUCUGUGUGUUUAUUUUUUGACAGCUUUGAGGUAAGAAGUGGCUGUGUGACGCUAGCAGGGGGGUCUCCAUCGUGCUUGAGGUCUUUCAGCUCAGCAGUACCUUGAAUGCAGUAGUCAUGCAAAGGCUGAAAUUUGCGUUAUCAUCACAAAAUCUUGCUAGUUUCUCACGCAGAACUCUGCAAAACAGAUGUACUAAUCAUCUCGUCCUUGUAGUAACAGAGCAACAACUGCAAAUUCUGAAAAGGAUUUUUCUGUCUUCCAAAAUUACACACAUACAGACCUGUGUUUCCAUGAAAGUAUUUCUAAGCUGAGCCAACGGGCCCUGCGUGUGGGCACGUUUUAAUAUUCCACGUCCUAGAAAUUAGCAGCAGAGCGACACGCUCACGCCACGGCGGCGGCUGCCAGCUGCAACUCCCUCUGCCGGUAUCCCGGCAGGAACGGGGGUGAGAAGCCCUGAUGGAAACCCGGUGGAAUAUAUAAUGUGCUUGUAACGGAGCUGUGAGGUUUGGGAAGUAAAAAAAUUAGUAUUAAGCAAAAGUGCAGAGAGGAACAGAACUUGUAAAAGUUCUAAGGUGAAUAUCUAUAACCACCUUAAAACGCGGGAGUUUGUUCCGUGCUUACAGCAAAAUGCCUGAAUGGCCCAAUAGCUAAAGAGUUUAAUAUUUUUUUUCAUGGUAAUUAUUAAAUAAUAUUAAGAAUCUUUGAUUCUAAUAGGGAUUUCGCUCCACUAAAGGCACAGAAUUUAUGUGCGUUUGUUCCAUGCUUACAGCAAAAUGCCUGAAUGGCUCAACAGCUGUAAAGUUUUCAUUAUUUUUUUGAUGGAAAUUAUUAAAUAAUUUGAGAAUCUGUGAUUCUAACGGGGAUUUCGCUCCGCUGAAGGCACACAAUUUAUGGGUAGUUGUUCAGUGCUUACAGCAAAAUGCCCGAAUGGCCCAAUAGCUGAAAAUUUUAUUUUUUUUUAAUGGUAAUUACUAAGUAAUUUAAGAAUGUUUGAUGGGGAUUUCACUCGGCUGAAGGCACGUGACUUUAAGAUAUAUUUGGUCACUGCUUAUAGCAAAAUGCCUGAAUGACCCAAUAGCUGAAAAGUUGGGGUUUUUUUCAUGGUAAUUAUUAAAUAAUUUGAGAAUCUGUAAUUCUAACGGGGAUUUCACUCCACUGAAGGAACACGAUUUAUGGGUAUUUGUUCAGUGCUUACUGUGAAAUGCCUGAACGGCCCAGUAGCUGAAAAAUUUAAAAUUUUUUAAUGGUAAUUAUUAAUUGAGAAUCUGUGAUUCUAACGGGGGUUUUACUCUGCUAGAGGCAAGUGAUUUACAGGUAUUUUGUUCAGUGCUUCAGAGCUGGUACCUGAAUGACCCAACAGCUGAAAAGUUUAAUUCUUUUUCAUGGUAAUUAUUAAAUAAGUAAUUUAAGAAUCUGUGAUUCUGACGGGGAUUUCGCUCCACUGAAGGCACACGGUUCAUGGGUAGUUGUUCAGUGCUUACAGCAAAAUGCCUGAAUGGCCCAGCAGCAGAAAAUUUUCAUUUUUUUAAUGGUAAUUAUUAAAUAAUUUAAGAAUGUUUGACUCUGAUGGAGAUUUCACUCAGCUGAAGGCACGUGAUUUUAAGAUACUUGUUCAGUGCUUACAGCAAAAUGCCUGAAUGACCCAAUAGCUGGAAAGUUGUUUUUUUUUUUUCAUGGUAAUUAUUAAAUAAUUUGAGAAUCUGUAACUAAUGGGGAUUUCACUCCACUGAAGGCACACGAUUUAUGGGUAUUUGUUCAGUGCUUACAGCGACAUGGUCGAAUGGCCUAAUAGCAGAAAAGUUUAAUUUUUAAAAUGUUAAUUAUUAAAUAAUUUAAGAAUAUUUGAUUCUGAUGGGGAUUUCACUCUACUGAAGGCUCAUGAUUUACAGGUAUUUGUUCAGUGCUCCACAGCCAGAUACCUGAAUGACCCAACAGCUGAAAAGUUUAAUUCCUUUUCAUGAUAAUUAUUGAAUAAAUAAUUUAAGAGUCUGUGAUUCUGCA
Molecule: messenger RNA, 6632 nt
Organism: Falco peregrinus (peregrine falcon)
Lineage: Eukaryota; Metazoa; Chordata; Aves; Falconiformes; Falconidae
Gene: SLC26A8
Product: solute carrier family 26 member 8
Exons: 16
Biological process (GO): transmembrane transport
Cellular component (GO): membrane
Molecular function (GO): sulfate transmembrane transporter activity; bicarbonate transmembrane transporter activity; chloride transmembrane transporter activity
Source: RefSeq, a predicted model, not a curated record